Molecule: messenger RNA, 2783 nt
Organism: Sinocyclocheilus anshuiensis
Lineage: Eukaryota; Metazoa; Chordata; Actinopteri; Cypriniformes; Cyprinidae
Product: zinc finger and BTB domain-containing protein 3-like
Exons: 2
Coding region: 427-2100 (557 amino acids)
Biological process (GO): regulation of transcription by RNA polymerase II
Molecular function (GO): DNA-binding transcription factor activity, RNA polymerase II-specific; RNA polymerase II cis-regulatory region sequence-specific DNA binding; protein binding
Source: RefSeq, a predicted model, not a curated record
CCGAACGUACUGCACGUAGAAGCGUGUGUUCGUGAUGUAUUGUUAUAAAAGAAAACAUUGCAGAAUCGCGUACAAAUGUUUUUUUUAAAUCACAUAUUAGAAAUUAAAUAUGCCAGAUGCUGUCCUCGUGGCUAGAAACAUAUUUUAAGGAUAUGUGGCGCUGCUUUCGAUUUAUAUAACGGUGCUCCGGUGAAGGUUUGGUGUAAUAACCUAUAAUAGAAAAAUGCUGUGUAAAGAAUACCAGGAUAUGAGGAAUCCGUUUGUAUUGCUAUAAGAUGCAAGCAUAUGAUUUUACUGGUAUGGAUUCGCGAACAACUGUUGCCAGUGGAUCCAUAAAACAAACAUGAUGGUGCUUCAAAAGAGCUGAUCUUAAAGUGUACGUGGGGACUUUUGUCAGCACUCUGGACAUUUCUGUUGUCAGUAGAAAUGGAGUUUCCAGGACAUAGUCAGCAGCUCUUGGCUAGCCUGCGCUCUCAGCGUCUGCAAGGUUUCCUAUGUGACUGCACCGUGCAGGUCGGCCCGACUCGUUUCGGAGCCCAUCGUGCCGUGUUGGCCUCUUUCUCCCCUUUCUUCCAUAUGUUUUACUCCGAUCAGUCAAUGGGGAAUACCAGCACAAUCAACGGAGGGCCACAGAGAGACACAGUCACUAUUAAUGGAGAUAUCGUGACCCCACAAGCCUUUGGACUCCUCCUUGAUUUCAUGUAUGAAGGGGUUCUGCGAUUAGCAGCCCACCCCCCUCCAGAGGAUGUGCUCGCCGCAGCCAGCUUCCUACAUAUGAAUGAUGUGGUGCGAGUUUGUAAGAGAAGACUGCAGGGUCGAGGAUUGGCUGAGGCGGAUAGUACAAGAGUAGAAGUUGGAGCAAACGAAUCGGCUAAACCUGGAGAACUUGAUGGCUCGAAUGGAGAAGACAUAACUGGUGCAGAAACAGGAAGAGAUGGAGCAGUAGCACAUUGUCCUCAGUCGAGUCAACAAAUGUCACUUUAUAUUGAUACCAAGACUGAAACACAAGCAGGGACGGCUAAUCUCCUCACGCACAGCGCCAAGAGUUCAGAAAUGGCGGACACAACCCAACCAGGAAUGGACUCGCAACCAGCCAUCAAUAAUUCUUGUUCGGGUUCGUCCACAUAUCAUUCUUCACCUAGACCUGACAAGACAAGAAUUUCGGCACGGUCUGCUAGCCUCGAGUCGGCACUUUCAAGUCCAUGUAGUACAACAGAACUAAUUCAGACAGAGACGCAUCCUGUUGUAACCACUGCCGUGGCUCUGAGCAGUGUGGACAACGCUAGUGCUGCCCAAGAACAUGAACCUAGCGUUUUCAUUCCGGUUCAAACACUAAAACCCCAAAUCCAGAAUAAAGGUGCAGGAAAUCCAGGGUCUUCACAACACAUUGAGAGCCAGAAUGGAAGGAGACAUGAGCACACUUUGCCCAAUACAAGAAACAUGCAAAGUAAGCGUAAAAAAUCUCUUUCGCAAACAUCAAGGGAGGAAAAUGAAGAUCGCUUUAAAGUGAAAGUGGAGGCCAUUGUGAUUUCUGACGAAGAGUCUGAUGACGUAGAUGAGACUGUGAUCAUGGAUGACGGCCCAAGUAGAAGUGCAGAUAUAGAUCAUGUGGAUGAUUAUGACGACAGCAACCAUGAUGUUGAGGAGCUGACUGAUACUCAGUUCAUACCUGUACACCAGUUAAUUCAUCUUCCACAUCAAGAACCCAUUUCUUUCCCUCCCUCACCGCAAGGUCCUAAUACUUCUGCAGCAGAAACCACCAGCUUUUCAUCAUCUCUUUUUCCAGCCAAUUCUCAGCCGGAGCAGCAGGCCAUGUACCUUGAGGAUUUUCAUGACUCGCUUGGGAGUUACGUAGAGGACGUGCCUACUUGUAACACUUGCGGAAAGACUUUUUCCUGUGCUUACACCCUGAGGAGACACGCCAUCGUGCAUACUAGGGAGCGACCUUAUGAGUGCAGCUACUGUUACCGUAGUUACACACAGUCUGGAGACUUGUACAGGCACAUCAGAAAGGCACACGAUCACUGCUUACCAGUGAAACGCAGCAGAGUUGAGUCAGACUCUCCACCUUCACCACCUCCCCCUCCUCCCCAGACGUAGCCAUGAUUUGUGGCUCAAUCCUCUUAACGGGUCCUUCAGAAACUUGAACGAAAUAAUGCUGAAGGCUUUUGCAAAUAUCACAAAAUCGUGAAUUGCCACGUCUAUAAUUUUGUGGCUCAUGCCUCAAAAUGGCAAGUGCUUUGAAAGGGAAACUUGACACGUGACUGCCUCCAUGCCAUUUACAAACAGAACCGAUGCAACUGAAACAAAUGGUUUUGGUGUUAAUUGAAUUAGCUAUACAUAUUCUUGAGAUUUUACACAACUUGGUUUUAAUAUUCAUUGCUAAAGUAUAUUGUUUUUAUAGACAGGCAGUGUAAGUAAAUUUGAAUUGAUUAAGAGGAGUGGUUCCAGCACACAGGCCUAGUAUAUUGAAGCAGACUUUUAAUAGGUAAUCACCAUUCAUGGUGGUGUUUUACAGUUUAAAAUGUCAUGUUUAUGUCUCUUAUGGAAUAUUGUAGCUGUUAUACCAAGAAAUGAGCAUUAAGAUCCACUAGAGCAGAUAAAUGACUGUAUCACUACAAGGAAGGUUUUUGCUGUGUAAGUGUUCUGUGCAUUUUCGUGAGCGUGAAAGAUGGUGAGACUUUUAAAUAGGUGCUAUGAACUACAAUCAGCUUUCAGUGCUUUUAAGAUGGGUCCAUUUAUUUGUUGUAAAAUAUUUAGAGAACUACACUACUGUUCAAAAG